AAAAAGCGCCUUAUGCUCACCAAUGACGGGCCGCUGCGACUUUACAACAUGGCUGCGGGCGCCGCGACUGUGCCUCAAGUUGCAACCAGUAGCUAGUCCACUGGCUUGCCAAACUUAACAAUAGCAUGCGGGGAUUUAGCCCGUCGCCACUGAGAUUCGCGAACAGAGACAUAGUUAAAUAAUGGAGGCGCCGGGGCUGGAACAGCUGCUCGACUUCCAACGGUGGCCGGACGAUGGCCUGCUGCGGCUGCUGCUCAUGCUGUAUUUCCCCUUCGGCGUGUGCCUGACGCUGCUCCGCAUCUUCGUCGGCGUACAUGUGUUUUUAGUCAGCUGCGCCCUUCCCCAUAGCUUUAUACGAAGGUUUGUUGUAAGGGUUAUGUGUUCGGUGCUGGGGAUCUACGUUAGGCAAAACAGCCCACGGCUGAGAGAGAGGGCCGCCAGGCUAUUCGUCUGUAACCACGUGACGCCGUUCGAUCACAAUGUCAUUAACAUCAUAGCACCGUGUAACACACCGAUGUUGGGAGGUUCUUCAGGGUUUAUGUGCUGGGCGCGAGGUUUCCUGGAGCUGGGAAUGGUGUCGGGCCGCUCCGGCCUGGCCGAGGCUCUCCAGCAGUACUGUAUGGCCCAGGGCACUCUGCCCCUACUGCUCUUCCCGGAGGAGGAUAUCACUAAUGGCCGGCAUGGCCUGCUCAAAUUCAGCUCCUGGCCCUUUACUGUGACGGACACCGUCCAGCCCGUGGCCUUGAUCGCGAGGCGACCCCUGCUAGCCGUGAGUACAGCCGAGUCGUCUUGGGUGACAGAGCUAUUGUGGACUCUAUUCGUCCCAUUUACAGUAUACCAAGUAAGAUGGCUUGCCCCGAUGUCCCGACGAGAUGGCGAUUCGUCACAGGAUUUCGCCAACAGAGUUCAGGAGGUCAUCGCGGGUGAGCUUGGUCUGGUACCCACGCAGAUCACCAAGGGAGACAAAGCGGAGCACAUCAAAAGGAGAAGGCACAUUGUCCCUUGGACAAGAAGCUCCAAUACGGUCACGAGGGCACAGGCCCAUUCGGCAGCUUACUUAGCCCCCCGGCCUGGGGUCGAGGACGCACAGAUGGCAAAGAUGGCCCAGCAGGUGAAGGAAGUCCUCCCCGACUUCCCGGUCAACAUCAUCAUGAGAGAUCUCAUGCAGACCAACUGCGUGAAUACUACUAUCACAAAUCUACUGGAAGGCAGCAGAGAACCGGAGAUGGAGGCCUUGGCGGGAGCCGAGUCCACCCCAGGCGAGAGCUCGGCCCCCGCCAUGUCCAGGCAUGCAAAUCCUCCUUGGUCUGCUGCUAAUACCUUUGGGAACUGUCAGAUCGACAGACACAUGUCUCUCCAGGAGAGAAAAGAGGCCUUGUAUGAGUACGCUAGACGACGUUAUAUAGAAAAACAUGGGCUUAAUGAGGAGAACGUCCAGUGACAAAGGAAGACCCGUGCAAGACCAGGAGCAAAGAGAGACUGUCAUUAAUGUCUGCGGAUUUAUGGAAUAAAGAGGCCAACCGUGAGGCCUCCUUAAGGAUUGUUCACUAUGAUGCCACUUGUUGGGGCGGCGAGAAAGAUGCACUUCUCGAAGCCUAUGUGGAUUUCUGUUUUAAUUAUUUUGCAUGGCAAUCAUGCAUGUACCUUGAUUCUCUCCACAGAUAAGAUUAUUUUGGUAACAGUUUAUAUUAAUACCUGUUGUCAGUGAUGCAUUUUUUGAGUCCAAAGGUGAUGUAAUAACUUAGAAGCAGGUGUCCGAUUGGUCUGCGCUCAUAACAAUUCAUUGUCCAGAUACAUUUGAAUAAAUUGAGUCUGCUUUUAA
Molecule: messenger RNA, 1822 nt
Organism: Brienomyrus brachyistius
Lineage: Eukaryota; Metazoa; Chordata; Actinopteri; Osteoglossiformes; Mormyridae
Gene: aup1
Product: AUP1 lipid droplet regulating VLDL assembly factor
Exons: 12
Coding region: 182-1441 (419 amino acids)
Cellular component (GO): membrane
Molecular function (GO): ubiquitin binding; acyltransferase activity
Source: RefSeq, a predicted model, not a curated record